Tupaia belangeri chinensis (Chinese tree shrew) is the source of this 2449-nucleotide messenger RNA. RefSeq names its product RAB14, member RAS oncogene family (gene RAB14). The record is from RefSeq and is a predicted model, not a curated record. The coding region runs from base 43 to 690 and encodes 215 amino acids. Gene Ontology annotation, biological process: phagosome maturation; endocytic recycling; defense response to bacterium. The transcript has 7 exons. Gene Ontology annotation, molecular function: GTP binding; GTPase activity. NCBI's taxonomy places the organism in Eukaryota, Metazoa, Chordata, Mammalia, Scandentia, Tupaiidae. Gene Ontology annotation, cellular component: phagocytic vesicle; trans-Golgi network; recycling endosome.
UUACCUUCUCAAUUAACAGUUUUCUUUGUUUUUAGUGCCACCAUGGCAACUGCACCAUACAACUACUCUUACAUCUUUAAAUAUAUUAUUAUUGGGGACAUGGGAGUAGGAAAAUCUUGCUUGCUUCAUCAAUUUACAGAAAAAAAAUUUAUGGCUGAUUGUCCUCACACAAUUGGUGUUGAAUUUGGUACAAGAAUAAUUGAAGUUAGUGGCCAAAAAAUCAAACUGCAGAUUUGGGAUACAGCAGGACAGGAGCGAUUUAGAGCUGUUACACGAAGCUACUACAGAGGAGCUGCGGGAGCACUUAUGGUGUAUGAUAUCACUAGAAGAAGUACAUAUAACCACUUAAGCAGCUGGUUGACAGAUGCAAGGAAUCUCACGAAUCCAAAUACUGUAAUAAUUCUCAUAGGAAAUAAAGCAGAUUUGGAGGCACAGAGAGAUGUUACAUAUGAAGAAGCCAAACAGUUUGCUGAAGAAAACGGCUUAUUGUUCCUUGAAGCAAGUGCAAAAACGGGAGAGAACGUAGAAGAUGCUUUCCUGGAAGCUGCCAAGAAAAUCUAUCAGAAUAUUCAGGACGGAAGCCUGGAUCUGAAUGCUGCUGAGUCUGGUGUACAACACAAACCCUCAGCCCCGCAGGGAGGCCGGCUAACCAGUGAACCCCAACCCCAGAGAGAAGGCUGUGGCUGCUAGUGACCUCUUUGCGUGGCCCUUCAUUUGACCUUUCACCUCUGUCUGUUGGAGGCAGUACUUUUUACUGCCUUGUUGUCUUCUGUACAUCUUACUGGGUUUAAUUAAAAAAAAAAAACAUAAAAAACAAAACUCUGUUGUAAAAAACAGUUUAACACAAUACUAAACUGCUAAACAACUAGAUGUAAUCAGGUUAUCAAAGGCAAGUAGAGUAACAAAUCUCUCCUGCAUGGUAAAUCUAGACUUUUUUUCCCCCCUUGAUUGUCCUUGUGAUAGGUAUGUCACCAAUAUAUGAUUUAAACUGAGCACUGAUGCUGGACUCCAUGAUUUCUAUCCUCCCUUCUCGGCAAGGCUUUGUCUCACUGUACGGUUUAAUUUGGUGAUAUCUUAAGCCUUUCUCCCCAUCUUUAACUGUUCAAGUAUGUCUGUUGUAACCAAUAAGUUUAUUGCUGUGAAAUGACUUCUGAUGGUAGACAAGGGGUUCUAUAACUGCUUUUCAUUUUUUGUUGUUGUUGGAUAAGUUCCCUGUUGUGUGGGUGGCAACUUUCUUGAUGAGGUUCGCGUCUGUCUUAGCCUUGCACAGGGAAAAUAUCCUUUUCUCUUUUCUCUUGUGCUUAAUAGCUUUAUUUUAUUUUUUUUUAUAUACCAUUUUAUCCUUUUCUCUUUAACAGAAAGUAAAUAUGUAUAAAAUUUGAAGGAACCGAACUAACAAUACAUCCUGUGUAUAUUAUUUUAAUGAAGAAAAUAAAUUGAUUACUGGCAUUGGAACAGUAUAAAAUACCAGUUUGUACAGUAUGACCUAUAUGUGACCAUGUUACUCCCUUCCAUUUCACACAAGAAAAUAGACACAACUGCAGUUCACAGUUAAUACCGGCUCCACCCCUGGUGCUGGCAGUGUUUGGGGACAUUGUGCGGGAAAGAGCUCCUAGCAGCAGAGGAUGAACACUAGCAGAUUCUGUUCCAUCUUGGCACUGUGGCUUACCUGCUGAUUUUCUUAACUGUUCUUGUGCAAUCAACAAUGUGCUAACCUGCUUUUCUCUUUUUGUAAACGUUUUGCAUUACAGGCUGCAUUCUUGCCUUACUGUAUAGAAAAAGAAAAAAGGCUGGGUUUAUUAUUGCACAUUUUAAGCUUUUAUACCUUUAUCUUCUUGCAAUGGUCAGAUUCUGAACCAAACAGCCAGAACCGCAGGUCUGCUGUUAAGGGAUUUUAAAUUGUGCAUUUUUAACACUACAGUGAAAUAAUUUAUCAUUUGUGUUUAUAGUAUGAGGGGCUAUUUUAUGUCAUGUUGGCAUAUGCUGUUUUGUAAAAGGGAAAGUUGUUUCUAUUGGUAUUUCAGUGUGUGUGUGCUGACACAAAGUAAGUUACUACUUUGCACUAGGUGGUUUGGCCACUGAAAAAAUACUGUAUCGCAAGAAAGUCUCCUUUAUACAACAAACAUGUUUUACUAAGUUCUUCACUUCUGUUGAUUGAUUUCUAAUUGAGUUUAUAGUUCAGUGGCUGGGAAUGGAGAAAUAAUUUGAAGUAGGAUAGGUAAACUUGAGCACAUUAUGUAAAAUGCACUCGCUCAACUGCUGUGUUUAAAAUACACAUUUGAAAUCCCUCUUUACAGACACUAACGUGAAAGUACAUCUUUCUGGGUUGUAAACGUGGUAGUACCGGAGUAUUGUAUAGUCAUUGUUAAAUAAAAGCCAAAACUGGAAUGUGCAGAAAAUAGGAUUUGGUUAAUUUGUGGACUCAUCUUUAUUUUCGUCUUUGUUUAAC